This is a messenger RNA of Bufo gargarizans (Asiatic toad), 11424 nucleotides long. It is a transcript of the gene PKD1L1, whose product is annotated as polycystin 1 like 1, transient receptor potential channel interacting. Lineage: Eukaryota; Metazoa; Chordata; Amphibia; Anura; Bufonidae. Gene Ontology annotation, molecular function: protein binding. The coding region runs from base 23 to 11323 and encodes 3766 amino acids. The transcript has 66 exons. The record is from RefSeq and is a predicted model, not a curated record.
CUCACACUCUCUCCAGCCUGAGAUGGCGGCAGCGCUCUUCCAGCAGCGGGGCACCCGAGACGUCCAUUUCUUGUUAUUCCACUUACUUCUCUGUGUCGUCCCAUGGAGCUCGCAGACGGAUCUCUGGUAUAUCGGAUGCUACAAUCGCAGCUUGCUCAGUUUUCAAGAAAAGGGAUACAGGACUUUGUUUCUUCAUCAGGGGGAUUUACCAUCUUGUUCCAAAUUGUGUCUGCAAAAUAAGUUUGAUUUGACCAUCCGGAUAGAUGAAAUACAUUGCAUGUGUGCCAACAGGAGUAUUUUUGAUGAAUCCUUCUAUGGCUCAGUUAUUUCACGUGUUAAUGCUACAAAAAUGAAUGGAACAUGGAGGAGUCCAGAAAGGAAAUGUGCACCUAGGUGCGCAGAACUUAUGUGCUUGCCCCAUGGAGAUGGAAAUGAAACGCUGGCUAUUUUCACCAGUGCUGGUCCUUAUAUCAGUGAUGUCAGCAUGAGUUUUCGCAAUGACCAAAUUCAAAUAGGGAAGACUUUCAUUUUACAGAUAUCUGGAUAUUUGGCAGCUUCUUUGGAGAGGAUAACAGGUGUUCAGAAUUUGAACAUAGAAAAUCUUACAACAGUUACAGUGACAGUGCAUUGGUCUAAACAUAAUACAAGCUCCUGUGUUGCACAUGUUGGUCAUAAUGGGUAUUUUGAAACUACUUUUAGUUUUAUGUAUUCAGAUCCAGGAAAGCAUUCAAUUGAAGCACAUGUCAACAAUAUAAUUUCAAAACAACGAUGUGAAAUUGAUGUAGAAAUACUCAACAAGGUGCCAUGGUCUUUGGGAAUCAGAAGUAUUGAAGAACCCCAGAUUUUGUCCAGCACUAAUGAUUUAGGAGCAGUGAAUUCUAUAAUGAUUGCUUUUCAAAACACACCCCACCAGUUUCAUGCUUUUGUGUUGUGUGGAUCAGAUCUGAAUUUUCCUUGGCAUUUUAUGGAUGACAAUUACACGUCCACACAAAAUCAGACUGAAAUAUCUUGUAAUGUGAAUGACACGUUUACAAAUGAAGAUGCACAUAAAGAGAAUGCAAAUGUUUAUAUGACUACUGUUGGACAAAUCACCAUUACAUUACCAAACGAUGCCUCUAUUACUCUUAAAAUUUCCAUUAAACUUACUCUUGAAUCUGGAAGAACCCUGUAUAUAGAAAUGUUAGUCAAUGACAAGAUCACUGUGCAAAACCUAAUAUGUUUCCCUGAUAAUGCUGUAAAGGCCCAUAAUUUUUCAAUGACUGGAGAUCUUGAAGCACCAGUAAUAAUUUCACUUGAAGAGUCUAAACGAUCUCUCCAGUUAUAUGCAACUGAUGUCGAUGAGCUGUAUGCCUCCAUAAAUAUAUUACACAAACCCACGCUUGGAGAAGAGGUUAUACUGGUUGCUAGAAUAAACGGCCAGGUUUCUUGGGAUAAAGAUUAUGUCUACACAUGGACCUUUGAGAACAAUGUGUCAUAUUCAUCUGGAAGUCCCCUGAUAACUGUUACAUGUACAAAAUUAGGACUACAUUUAGUUAGGCUUACUGUUACUAACUAUGUAACCACUUUAAACAGUUAUAUAGAGUAUUAUGUAGUAAAAGAGGAAUUUGUUCCUCGGUUUAGCCACCCUUCAAAUGCGUUGCUUGAAGAACCAAUUCUGUUCCUACUGAAGCCUCCACUCGGACCAGCCUUACAACAAGCUGAAAGGAUAACAUUUCAUUUUGGUGAUAAUACAAGCAUUUGCUUAACUGGACCUUAUUUUGGGAAGUAUGGGAUUAACUUCACACAUAGCUAUAAAAAAGCCGGUCUCUACAACCCAACCUUAAUUAUGGAGAAAACUGAAAUAGAACUCUCUUCACUUCUACUAAUCCAAAAAUCUCUUCAACGUUUAAUACUUUAUGGAUCUACUAUACAUCGUUUAAGUCGUGAUGUUCCAUCACUUCUGACCUAUAUUGCUAGGACUAACAGUGAUUCCAAUGGAAUAUAUCGCUGGUUCUUCUCAGAUGGUAAAACUAAUAAAACUAUAAUCAGCAAACCUAAGUUGACUCUAGAUAUUGAAGCUCCUUGUUCUUUGACUGUGAAAAUUGAAGUUGAAAACCAUGCAGGAUGCCUCUCAGCAAGCAUGAAAACGGUUGUCCAAUACCCCAUAUUUGAUGUUACCGUGACUUUACAGGAGGCCUUUGUGGGCCAUUUUACCAGAUUCAUUGUUACUGUGGAGCCCUUCCAGCAGUAUGCAGUGCUAAUGAAUUUUGGAGAUGGGGAAAGCAUCCAGGUCCAAUCACAAGAAAUUGCUAAGGGCUGCUUGGAUAAGCAACAUUUCUGCUCUGUUUUUAUUCACCUCCACAGAUAUAGUCACAUGGCGGUCUACAAUGUGUCAGUGGAGGUCUCCAAUUUAGUCAGCACAGUUAGGAAGAAGGCAGAAGCUAUGAUAGAAGAAGCUAUUGAGAUUAUAUUGUUCACUCCACCUAUAAUAAAAGUAGGCGACUUCAUCAAUGCUACUUUAUCUCUGAAUUCAAGGGCCUUAUAUUUAUGGACUGUCUAUAGUCCAUUAAAUAACCAUUCUCUCUUGGGAAGCUCUCUAAGUGUAAUUACAAAUGUUUCUGGGACGCAUUACAUAACUGCAUCAGGAAGUAGUAGCCCAUGGACCCAGUCACCUGGCAAACAUAUUAAAGUCUUAGAUGCCAUAGACAAUGUCACAGUCUUUAUUGCGACUGGAAUUGAUUAUGCUAAUCUUGUAGAAAAUGCUAAUGGUUCUUAUUCAACGGAACUCAUAGAGUUUAAGGCACUUACUGAUACUGAGGCCAAUUUCAUAUUUGAUUUUGGUGAUGGGACCCACAUUGUGCCUGUUAAUGGAAGUGUGGAGGAAUCUGGAUAUGGUGCAUCUGCUUUUCACAGAUACAGUAAAGCUGGUGAUUACAUUAUUAAAGUGAUGGCAUAUAAUGAGCUGUUUAAUGCCACAGAUGAGAUUGCGUCUUACUGUGUACUGGAAGCUCCAGCAGGUUUGUCAAUAGUGAUGAAUUCCAAUAGUGUAUAUAAAGAUGACACCAUAUUAUUCAGCGCUACACUCAGUAGGGGCACAAAUGUGUCAUAUCUGUGGAAUUUAGGUGAUCAAACAACCUAUAACAAAGGGCCAGAGAUUAAUGCAACAUUUUCCAGUGUAGCAUUUUAUAAUCUAACCGUCACUGCCUGCAAUAAAGUGGGAAUACAAAAAGCUUGGAAGGUUGUUAAUGUUUUGCCAAGGAAGAAAUCUAUAUACAUUUAUACUAAUGGGACAAUUUUCUCAACGGAAACAUACAUCCAGUUUACAGCAAAGAUAGAGGAGACUGGACCUUUGGAGUUUAUCUGGCACUUUGGAGACAGAUCACCUGAAAGAACAGUCCGGAGAACUAUAACUAAAAGAUUCACUGUACCAAACAGAUAUGAUGUUACCGUUAAGGCUUCAAAUCAACGUAUCUCCUUCACAUCUGAUACGCACACUAUAUUUGUGCAGAGAAAAGUAAUUCCGAAUCGUCUUGUUGCUAGUUCCUCAGUACUGAUGAACUCUAGUGUGAACUUUAAUUGCAGAAUCAAUUCGGGAACAAAUGUUAGUUAUUUUUGGAAUUUUGGAGAUGGUAUAGAAAAACUUGGAAAUAACAAUGAUACACAUGUAUACAUAAGAGAAGGAGAGUACACAGUGAAAGUUUCAGUUUUUAACAAUGUUAGCUCUGCGUUCUUGACCAAGCAAAUAUUUGUUGUAAAGGAGCAUUGUCAACCCCCACCAGUAAAAAAUAUGGGACCACCAAAAAUACAGAUUAGAAGAAACGAAGAACUACAUCUUGGAGUGACAUUUGAAGCAGGAAUACUAUGCAAUAUUUCUCUCGGACUUUAUUACCUCUGGUCAUUUGUAAAAUCCAAUGGCGCUGUUAUUCCAUUAACACCUCAUAUUGACAACAGAAAGCAAACAAUUACAUUGCCAGCAUUCUCCCUAGAUUAUGGGAACUACAUAGCGCUAGCUCGGGUUCAAAUAGUUGGAACUGUGGUGUACAGCAAUUACACAGUGCCAGUGGAAGUUCAACCUAGUGAUCCAGUGAGCGUGAUUGCAAAUGGACAUCAUUUUUUCAUCGAUAAAACCACUGUUAAAUAUUUCACACUAAAUGGGACGCCAUCUUUUGACCCAGAUAAUCCUGGAGCUUACUUAAGGUUCCAUUGGGACUGUACUGCAGUGUCUAUCCAGGAGCAUUUCUGCUUUGACUCAAAUGUGCCAAAUCCUCUUCAUGAAAAUAAUGAUACGGUUAUCACCUUUCCUACUGCUCUGCUUAAUGACAGAUGUGAUCAGUUUCACUUCACCUUAACUGUGUCUAAUGGAGAUCGCAAGUCUUUAAAAGCUGAAACAUUUGUAUCCAUCAGUCCCAACACAAACUUUAGGUCUGUUCACAUGAUAUGCAUUGAAUGUAGAGGGCUUUCAAUUAACUGGAAUCAACAAUUUUCAGUGCAAGCUGUUUGUGCAGAUUGUGGAGACGCAAAUGAUAUCUCUUAUCAAUGGAACCUAUACUGGAUUAAUGCAAAAGAAAGCAGCUCAACAGAUGUUCCAUUUUGUCGAUUAAAAGAAAGCAUGGGAGCGCCAAAUGCACUUAGUGAAAACGUUCUCUACAGUGGAACUUCUAAAAAAGUCCCAACAUUACAGAUUACAUCAACUACAGUUUCUCCUGCGUCAUUUACAUCAAGUACAGUUUCUCCUGCAUCAGUUUAUACAGAAAAGCAAGUUGCUGAACAUUUGUUUGAAUCAGCUGACUCACAGAGAAGGGUUUAUGGUAAUGCUGAAAACACAGAAUCAUCACAUGAUUUCUACUCCAUGGAGUUCUCGGAAUCAUAUGUGGAUAUCCUAGAUGAAGGGUCUCCAGGUGAUAGAGAUGUAAGUCGUGUGUCAACAAUGGACAUUUCAAGUGAUUCAGAUCUCAAUUACAAAGAACUACAUACAUAUGAAUCAAGUGGCUUCAUAAGUGGAGAUGGAGAAGGAGGAAAUCUGUUAUUGAAUGAUACCAAAGGCCAGACAUCUAACGAUUUUUUCACGCAUUUCUAUGGUAAUAUUAUGGAAGGUAUGGGAGGCUCUGGAACAAGGACAGACAGUGAAUCUGAUGUUGCAUAUGGCUUUUCAAAUGAAUAUACAGCUACACAUACUGGUGAUAACGUUGUGGAUCUGUUAUUUCCAGCACCAAAUAUUUCACCUAUGAUUAACUGGUUAAAACUUCCAAUUAGUUCAGACAUAUUUAGCAGUUAUACUACAUCAGGUAUUUCUUCUCAGAUUAUUAAACUCAGACCCUUUAUUUUGAAGCCUAGCAAGAUGUAUAUGCUGGAUGUUACUUUGGAAUCACGUGGACACAAGAUGGGAAGGUCACAAUUAUACUUUACAGUAAACGAAAUGUCACACAAAAUGACUUGUCAGGUGCAACCCAAAAGCGGUAUUGAGGUGUUCACAGUUUUUAGCAUCUUCUGCACAUCGGGAAAAGAGGAUCUCAACUAUGAAUUUAGUUACCAAGUAGGGCAAUUAUCAAGAAAGACUCUGUAUAAAGGAAGAGACAUUCAGUAUUAUUUUAAUUUGCCCUCUGGUGAUCCGUCUAGUGGAUACCAAGUUACUGUUUUCACACAAAUAACAAAUAUAUAUGGAUCUCAAACACAGCAAUGCCCAGUAAACGUGUCUGUGCUACCUAUUGUCUUCAGCAACACAUCUGGUAACCUGUUGCCACAGCUGGAACUGUUUCAAGAGAGCUUGACAAAUCUUUCUACACUUGUGUUAAUGGGAAAUCACAUUGAGAUUCGAAACUAUGUUGUGUUGUUAACCACAGUCCUUAAUCGACUUUUUGAAGAGAACAGUAAAAUGGCUUUUGAGCUACAAUCAAAAAUUAGAAAGAAACUCAUUUUCAUUGUUCAAGGCUUAUCUUUUAGCAACCAGGAUGAACUAAAUGAUAUUGUCUCAAUGCUGAGAGAUCUCCUUAAUACUACAAACCAGGUAACCGCUGAGAGUGCCAUGCUUAUUAUGAAUUAUACACGAUCAAUAGUCAAAAAUAAAUUUGAGCACACAGAGCCUGGAAGUGCAGAAGAGCCUGUAGUGCAGAAGAAACUGGUAGAAAAUAUAAUUUUUUUGAUAUCUAGUGCAAUGGAGAUAUAUUCCAGAUGUCCUGAACUGAAAACUCUAUUUGAAGAUGGACUGGAAUGCAUAAGUGAUUUGGUGGUGAAAUUCAUUACAUUAAAUUCUGAACGUCAUUUUACAAUUAACACACAUUUCUUGGAACUACAGACCAGUGUGCAUGAAAAUGUGGUCAAUAACAUUCAAAAGAUUGGUUCUUCAACAUUUUACUUGCCAGAAAUACGAGAUAGUCAGAACAGAAAACAGAACACUAGCAUGAAAUGUUACAUUAGCCAGCUGAAAUCUUUCAAGAAAAAUCCUUACUUUUGGGCCAAAUUGUCAUCUGAGGUUAAUGGUGAUUUCACAAGCCUUAGCCUUUUUGAUUGCACUACUAGAAAAAAACUGAGUGCUCGAGAUAUUAUAACACCAGUUACCAUAGGAAUUGGAAACAAACAUCAGAGUGGAAAUUUUAAUAGGACUCAGUAUGCUUUAUCUCGGGACAAAAUAAAUUUCCAUCGGUUAAAUAUAAUUUCUGACAAUAAACACUCAGCGCUGAAAAUAACAGUUAGCUUCUCCAAGCCCCAAACUAGGACUUUUCCUGUGAUGCUUUUAAUUGGGCAUUCCAAGAAACCCUCUCCAUCUAGCUUCAACAUAAAGCAAAUCCACUCAUUCAAUGAACUUUCUACACAAAUAUUUAUUCCUGUGGAUUCCUUAAGAGAUGCAGAAUACAGUUACAUGGCAUUGAUGGAUGCAGACUACAAAAGACACCCUAAAAAUAAAUAUAUUUCCAAUAUGAUUAAUUAUACUGUGGAUGUGCAGUGGACACAGUGCCUAUAUUGGCAUAAUAAACAGUGGAAUUCAGAAGACUGUUCUCCUCAGAAAGGAACCAAAGCCUCUGUGUUUACUUGCAGCUGUGCACGCCUAGGUUUGUACACCACUGCAAAUAGGCAUGCAUCAUCUCAUUUUAGCAUGGAAGAUAUCUCACAGUUUUUAAGUACAAGUAAAAAUGUGGUCCCAACCAUCGUUGUUGUAAUUUGUACUUUGCUCUACAUUGUAUUGAUGUUUUUUGGUAAAAUUAAGGACCAACAUGAAGAUCAAAAAGAUGGCUUUGUGAUUCUUCAGGAUAAUUCUCCAAACGACCAACAGCAGUAUGCAAUUAUUGUUGAUGUAGGUUUUAGAUCUAGACCGAAGACUACAGCUAAGGUUCACAUUAUUUUACAUGGUGAGGAUGGUGUUUCUGAAACACGUGAACUGUAUUGUCCAGAUAAGCCUCUGUUUGAAAGAAAUUCACGACAUAUAUUUAUAAUGAGUGUAUUGGAAAGUCUUGGGCCAUUGUGGAAGAUUCACAUUUGGCAUAACAACAAUGGUUACUCUCCUAGCUUGUACCUUAGCCAUGUGAUUGUCAAAGACCUGCAGAGUGGAACCAGUUGGUUUUUCUAUGCAGAAUGUUGGCUGGCCAUUGACGAAGGAGAUGGGAAAGUUGAGCGUGAACUGACAUCUGUAGGAUAUGGAUUAGGAUUCAGAAGGCUCUUCUACUGCAAAUUUACUGAAUAUCUGGAGGACUUCCAUUUCUGGGGUUCUGUUUUUAGCCAGCCUUCUUACAGUUGGUUUUCCCAUACACAACGUAUAACGACAUGUUUUGUCUUAUUAUUGGGAUACAUGUGCUUGAAUGCUUUACUUAUUCACUUGGAAGAAGAUCAGUAUACUGUUGAGAUCGGCCUUAUUGAAAUCUCUACCAUUUCUAUGGCAUGUGGACUGAAAGUUACUCUUGCUGUAUAUCCUGUUAUCGUAGUAUUAUCUCUUCUGUUUAGAUUUAGUCAGAAAAAGUUUACCAAAGAUUCUGGAGAAAACCAAUUAAAAAUGGUAAAAGGCUCUCAAAUAGACACUACUGAAGGUCAUCAAGUUUCUAUAUCAGCAGCAGAUACCAUGUUUGAAUCCAAUUGGCAGCAUUUCCAGUAUUGGGCAUAUGAUGCUUGGAAAAAGAAAUAUGAGAGAGAUUUUUCUACUUCAAGUAUUCACUUUGGAAAUGGGAGCAGGAGAUAUAAAAGUGAAUGUCCAUCGGUUACUACCGAAAGCUCAAGUGGAUUUGAAGACUGUAGUUCCAAUAACGGAGAUAAGACUGGUCUAAAAGAAUUCAAGGAUUGUGAAAAUAGCUCUUGUUCACAAUAUUCAUCAGAUCACAGCUUGUUUGGAAAUUCUGUCCUACAUGGGAACAAAGUUUUGCCUCCUUGGUGUGUCUAUGUGGCUUGGACCAUAUGUGCUACAUUCAGCUUGACUUUUAUGACCAUCAUUGUAGUAUUUGGUUUAAGGUUUGGUCCCACAAAAUGUGUGUUGUGGUUACAUGCAGUAUUUUUCUCACUGAUCUACUGCAUUUUUAUCAUCCAGCCCUGUGUGAUUCUCCUUAUCGCACUGUUUGUGGCAUGGCAUAAAAGAGGAAAGGCUGACUUUUUGAAAGCAUUAAAUGAAGAUGUGAAAUACAUUGUUGGUAAAUCAUGUUUGUCUUUGAAGAAUCUAACAGCUUACUCUCGACAGACCAGUCACGAAACUUCAAACUUUGAAAAGAUUCUUGCUGCGCGUAAAAGAGCUCGAUAUUUACGCUUGGCUCGUCCACCCACUCCAGCUCAAUUAAAACUAUCCAAAGAGAAACUGAGAAGAAGAACAAUUAUUAGAAAAAUAUUUAGGGAACUUGCAGUGUACAUUAUCAUGGCAUCUAUGUUAAUUUUUAUUAUAAUUGAGAAAUAUUCUCACAAUGAAUAUUAUGUAAACUAUUCAGUGAGAAAUGAAUUUACAAGAAAUGCUAAACAACUGUUUAGUGAAAUCAAAACAGAGGACCAUUGGUGGAAUUAUUGUUUCAAUGUAUUACUUGAUGGUCUGUACUCAAAUAGAUGGUAUCUUAAGGAGGCUUCACAUAAUAAGGGUGGAGCAAUUGAUGGGAAGUUCUAUAUAAUAGGAGCUCCAGUAAUGAGAAAAGUAGACAUUGCAAAUUAUUCUGUAUGUAUGAUUUCUUCAUUAUCAAGGUCAGACAUUUCUGACUGUACUCUCCCAUAUCUGUCCAAUGAUUCAAAGGAAAUAUGUGAUACCAUGAAGAUCCAACAUAACAAGCUCCAACAAUGUGGCAAGAUUCACUGCUAUGAAGAAAGAGGCCCAGUUAUUAGUCUGGGCAGGUCAAGGACCGAGGCCUACUCAGCUCUGUGGAAUAUACGGAACCAACAAUGGAUAGAUAGAAGAACAAGAGCAUUUGUUGUAAAAUUUCUUCUAUAUAACCCUCCAACAAAUCUAUUUACUAUGGUAUCACUGCUCAUAGAACUACCUUUUUCAGGGGAUAUUAUUACUUCAACACAUAUAGAUUCCGUUAAAAUCUACCAAAUCACUGCACUCAUGGAUUAUUUUAUUAUGGCGUUUGAGCUGAUGUACCUUGGAAUGAUUCUUAUUAUUUUUUAUCUACAAAUGAAUAUUAUGAUUCAGAGGGGAAUCAGAAACUAUUGGCAAGAACCAUGGAACUGGGUAGAGGCUUCUAUAAUUGUGCUCAGUCUGUGUUACCACAUCUGCCAAAUCUUCCAUUUCAUGCUUACCGUGGAUAUAAUGGAUCAUCUUCAAAGAGGAUUUUUUAAAGUGUUUAUAGACGUCAGCUUCAUUGUUGCUGUGGAAAAGUGGACUCGAUGUUUGCAUGGGACCAUUUUAUUCUUAAUGAUACUUAAAUUUACAAAACUUCUCCGUUUUUACAAAAUGAUGUCUCCUUGUGUGGCAGUAUUUCAGCAUUCUUGCGCCAGAUCAGUAUUCAUAGUGCUCAUUGGACUUGUCUUCACCAUGGCCUAUUCUUCAUUAGGAUAUGUCAUAUUCUCCUCUGAAAGCUAUUCGUUUUGUAGUGUGCUAAAUUCAAUCCAGACUAUUUUCAUACAUUUACUAGGAGUUCCUGGUACCAAACAUAUCAAAUUAUUGCAAAAUCAAAUUAAAUAUAACAACAUUUCAAAAACAUGUUUUUAUGGAGCACUCUUCAUCGCAUUUACCAUUUUAUGGACUGGAAUGCUCAAAGGAAUUCUUACUUCUGUUGCCAAAUGCUCAAAGAAGGCACAACGCAGCAAGCAUCUCGUGACAUUUAAAGAACUUGUAUGUCAUGCAAGACGACUGGUGCUUUCAAUAAUUGGUCGACAAAAACAAAAGAGCACUGAUGGCAUCUGUGUAACUGGCAGUAAUUACUACUUGGAUGAAUUUGAGGACCUGAUAGAUGAGCUACUGUUUCGACUUAAUGCUAUAUCCAACAGCCUCCAUCACUCCCUUCCAGCAAAAUCACUGUGUUACACAGAAGAGGGAGACAUGAAUCACCUUGACACUAGCUCUAAUUUUUCAUUUAAGCAAACAGUGACAGAGACGGAAGAAUGCCCUCCAAAAGAAAAACGAAAAGAGGACUUCAUGAUGGUGCAGAGUAAAUUGCAUCGUGCUUGUUCUCUUGUACCUGGUAUAAAUCUGAACUGUCUGCCACAGCAACAAGGCUUGGAGAAUGCCUGCAGAAAUGGUGUUCCAGAGGAUGAUGUAGCAAAGCCCAAGUAUGCUGAAGACAACAUGGAUCACACAUUAGAUAAUAAGCAAUGCAUUGAAGAUGGACAUGGACCCUCAGCUGGAAAUGAAAAGCUUUGCUUAGAUGUUUCACAACAUGGGAAUGCUUCAAAGUAUAAGGAUAAGAAAGCUAUUUUGCCCCCUCUUUUUUAUAUACACCCAUGUCAUAAUGCACUUGACCUUGAAUACAGUAAAACAGACAGUGGAAACAGAUGCACCUCAGCCAACAUACAAAACAGAAACUACAGACCUCUGAGGCGUUCACAUACCACAGUUAUUGAACCUUUGCACAGCGGCUCUACAGGUAUCUGCAGGAAAACUAAUAGAUAUGAAAACAAGGUAUCAGGGAACCUCAACAACGAAGUCUCAGAACAACCACCGUGCAAUAUCUUUCAUCAACGUUUUUGUGAUAUUAUAAAUGUGAAGGAAAGUUCACAGACAUAUGUAGAAACAGGAUCCCAACAGCCGAACCUGAUUAAUGGAAUCCAAAGAGAUGAUAUAAAUCCUCUUGAUACAAAUACCUGUGUGAUUCCUGGUUCUGUGAAGCAAUGUUGGUUGAUCAUCCUCCAUCAGCUGUUCCAGGUCUACAUUGCUGCAAUCCAGCGUUGUUCACAGCCGGAGUUCAGGCUGUUUGUUGACCGUUCCAGGUUCCAGGUUUUCAUCGGUUGAAGUUCACAAAGAAAGAGGAAGUGUCCAAGUGGGGAUGCGCCUUAUAUAGGGGCUAUGGGGGUGGAGUUGUUUCCAUGGUUACACUGAUGUCUUUUUUUCUU